AUGUCACAAUACUACCGCCUAGUCCGUCCCUGCGACCACGACACCUUCGUCGAACGCGACAGCAACAACCACAUAACGCCCUGCCGCGCCGGCAUCCCCAUCUCCGAAAUCCCCAAAGCCAUCCCCCUCAAAACCAACGCCUUCUGCACCACCUGUCUACAAGACACACGCUCCUACAAACCCAACAGCGCAGUCGCAGAUCUCGACAUCGCCGCUCCAGCUUGGUACGGCGAAUUCAUCAGCUUCCCCUUAGGCGACGUAGGUUCUUACUUCCUACAAGCUGCGAAACGUAGUAACGGCGCAGACUGGACGCUCGGAAACGACGUUGACCGGAAAUGGCUGAUCGACGCACACAUCUCGCUGCAGCAAUCGUCGCGCGAACACACGCUUGUGUUAGCGAGAAGCAGAUCGCUGAGUGCGGAUUCGCAUCUCUGGGCUGGGUCGGGCGAGGUUCUUGCGCUGCUGACGGAGAUUAUGGAGUUUAAUCUUGUGGUGGCGGAGGAGGAGAGAAGGAAGGCGCCUAAGACGGGGGUGUUGAGGAAGAAGUGUCGUCCUGGGACUGGGCCGGGGGGAAUGGAGGAGGUCAAGAAUUGGUAUAGAACACCGCAGUGGCUUUCGCAUUUGAUUAUUGGGACCGAUGGCGGACAGAAGUAUCAUCGUAGAUUGACGAUGGAUGAAGAGCGGUUGAGGGGCGCGAGUUCGAGUUCGAGUUCGAAUUCAAGCUCUCCUGUAGGCGCGCUUUAA
This is a messenger RNA of Glarea lozoyensis ATCC 20868, 744 nucleotides long. RefSeq lists its product as uncharacterized. The record is from RefSeq and is a predicted model, not a curated record. Lineage: Eukaryota; Fungi; Ascomycota; Leotiomycetes; Helotiales; Helotiaceae. The coding region runs from base 1 to 744 and encodes 247 amino acids. The transcript has 2 exons.